CCCCCGCCAACUCCGUUUUUUUCCAAUCCAUGGGCUGAUGUGGGCUCCCACCUCCCUUCGCCAAAAGACCCCCUCCCUCUCCCUAAGCAAAUCGAUCUUGUCUCUAUUUGUGGCUGAUGUCCGCCACCCCCAUUUCCCCAGAGAGCGUUGGAUUUGUUUAUUUCUUUAUUUAUUCCCGUGGCCCAGGCAUCUGAGACUUGUGGCUGCGCAGACCCGGGCGGGAGUGAUAGGCGAAGACGGAGAGGACUCAACGUCCCGCCGCUGCCCCCCAGUCGAGCGUGACAGCGCGCGGGCCGGUUGCGUGACUCGUGACGUCUCCAAGUCUUAUAGGUGCAGCGGCUGGUGAGAUAGUUGGUAUCGCCUGGUUGCCUCUUUAUUUUAUUGGGAUAUGCCUGGUAAUAAACAGUAGUAUUUAAUUUGUCGAAGACCACAAACCAACUUCGAGCUGGGAGGUACACACUACUCUUGAAAGACGCUGGAAGAAGGCUUGGCCUAAAAGGGGUCUCUUUUGGGGGGUCCUUUCCAAACUCUUCAUCUGAACACACCCCUCCCAGCGAGGCGUUACUCUCGGCAUCUGCGCUGGAAAGAAGAGGUAGGAUUUUUGGAGAGCAGGACCCCGAGCGGUCACAGGGCCCCGGGCUCACCAUGGCCGACGCAGACGAGGGCUUUGGCCUGGCUCACACACCCCUGGAACCGGACUCCAAGGAUCUACCCUGUGACUCAAAACCCGAGAGCGCGCUAGGGGCCCCCAGCAAGUCCCCGUCGUCCCCGCAGGCCGCCUUCACCCAGCAGGGCAUGGAAGGGAUCAAGGUGUUUCUCCAUGAAAGAGAACUGUGGCUGAAAUUCCACGAAGUGGGCACGGAAAUGAUCAUAACCAAGGCUGGCAGGCGGAUGUUUCCCAGUUACAAAGUGAAGGUGACCGGCCUUAAUCCCAAAACGAAGUACAUUCUUCUUAUGGACAUCGUUCCCGCCGACGACCACAGAUACAAGUUCGCAGAUAAUAAAUGGUCUGUGACGGGCAAAGCGGAGCCCGCCAUGCCGGGCCGCCUCUACGUGCACCCGGACUCGCCGGCCACUGGGGCGCAUUGGAUGCGGCAGCUCGUCUCCUUCCAGAAACUCAAGCUCACCAACAACCACCUGGACCCAUUUGGGCAUAUUAUUCUAAAUUCCAUGCACAAAUACCAGCCAAGAUUACACAUCGUGAAAGCGGACGAAAAUAAUGGAUUUGGCUCAAAAAAUACUGCGUUCUGUACCCACGUCUUUCCUGAGACUGCGUUUAUUGCGGUGACUUCCUACCAGAACCACAAGAUCACCCAGUUAAAGAUUGAAAAUAAUCCCUUUGCCAAAGGAUUCCGGGGCAGCGAUGACAUGGAGCUGCAUAGAAUGUCGAGAAUGCAAAGUAAAGAAUAUCCCGUGGUUCCCAGGAGCACAGUGAGACAGAAAGUGGCCUCCAACCACAGUCCUUUCAGCAGUGAGCCUCGAGCUCUCUCCGCUUCGUCCAACUUGGGGUCCCAGUACCAGUGUGAGAAUGGUGUGUCUGGCCCCUCCCAGGACCUCCUACCCCCACCCAACCCGUACCCGCUGCCCCAGGAGCAUGGCCAGAUUUACCACUGCACCAAGAGGAAAGAUGAAGAAUGUUCCACCACAGACCAUCCCUACAAGAAGCCCUACAUGGAGACGUCGCCCAGUGAAGAGGACCCUUUCUACCGCUCCGGCUACCCCCAGCAGCAGGGCCUGGGUGCCUCAUAUAGGACAGAGUCAGCCCAGCGGCAGGCCUGCAUGUAUGCCAGCUCCGUGCCGCCCAGCGAGCCCGUGCCCAGCCUGGAGGACAUUAGCUGCAACGCCUGGCCCAGCAUGUCCUCGUACAGCAGCUGCACGGUCACCACCGUGCAGCCCAUGGACAGGCUACCCUAUCAGCACUUCUCUGCUCACUUCACCUCAGGGCCCCUGGUCCCCCGGCUGGCUGGCAUGGCGAACCAUGGCUCCCCGCAGCUCGGAGAGGGAAUGUUCCAGCACCAGACCUCCAUGGCCCACCAGCCUGUGGUCAGGCAGUGUGGGCCUCAGACUGGCCUCCAGUCCCCCGGCAGCCUUCAAGCGUCAGAGUUCCUGUACCCUCACGGCGUGCCAAGGACCCUGUCCCCGCAUCAGUACCACUCGGCCGUGCACGGAGUCGGCAUGGUUCCAGAGUGGAAUGACAGCAGCUAAGGCGAGGCCUACUCCUUCACUGCCAUUUCCAGAGGGAGGGGAGAGAGGGAGAGGGACAGUCGCAGGGAGAACCCCAAGGACGAGAUGUCUCAUUUCACCCCAUGUUCACGUCUGCACUUGAGAACCCCCCACCCUGCCCCAACACUGAUGUAAUCAGUCGCUUGAAACCACAAUUCAAAAAAUGUGACUUUGUUUUGUCUCAAGACUUAAAAAACCGCCAA
Orcinus orca (killer whale) is the source of this 2426-nucleotide messenger RNA. RefSeq names its product T-box transcription factor 5 (gene TBX5). Gene Ontology annotation, cellular component: nucleus. Gene Ontology annotation, biological process: positive regulation of DNA-templated transcription; cell fate specification; pattern specification process. Bases 646 to 2205 code for a protein of 519 amino acids. Gene Ontology annotation, molecular function: DNA-binding transcription factor activity, RNA polymerase II-specific; RNA polymerase II cis-regulatory region sequence-specific DNA binding. The transcript has 9 exons. The record is from RefSeq and is a predicted model, not a curated record. Lineage: Eukaryota; Metazoa; Chordata; Mammalia; Artiodactyla; Delphinidae.